AACGUAGCUAGCUUCAAUCAGCGGGCCUGUCUCCCCGGCAACAUCUCCCACAUCCUCAUCCACAUCCUCAGCAUCGUUUUCUGUUCCACCCCGGGGAAACCAAACUGACUGACCUCCCCCGCGGUCGUGGUCGCUGUGCUGGCGGUGGACGCGGCGCUGGGUGUUGGGGACCGCUGCAGAGUGACCAACGCCAUGGCUGGAGGAAGCUGUGGAUGCACCGGCCGGCGCCGCUGGGCCCUGGUGAGCUGCUGCUAGCUGCUGCUGCUGCUGGUGGUGCUAACGAUGCUACUCCCAUGAUGAUGAUGAUGAGGAGGAUGAGGAUGAUGCUACGUGCUGCUGCUGGGAGGCUGCAGUCUCCGCCCCUCCGUCAUGUGACAGCUGGACCAGAGGACAUGCGGGUGGCAGUGAUUGGAGCCGGAGUCAUCGGCCUGUCAACAGCUCAGAGCAUCUAUGAACAGUAUCACUCCAUCGUCAGCCCACUGACCAUCGAGGUGUAUGCAGACCGUUUCACACCCCUGACCACUAGUGAUGGAGCUGCUGGCUUCUGGCAGCCAUACCUCUACGAUAAGGGCAACGUCCAGGAGACAAAAUGGAAUAAAGAGACAUUUGACUACUUGCUGAGCCACCUCCGUUCACCAGAGUCCAUACAGAUGGGUAUAUUCCUUCAGUCUGGCUACAACGUCUGCAAUGAACCAGCCCCAGAUCCCUCAUUUAAAGAUAUUGUCCUGGGCUUCAGACAGCUCACACAGCGAGAACUGCAGCUGUUCCCCGGAUACAAGCAUGGGUGGUUCAACACUGCUCUCAUGGUGGAAGGUAAAACAUAUUUACCUUGGCUGAUGGAUUGGUUGCAAAAAAGGGGUGUGAAAUUUUAUCACAGGAAAAUAAAAUCCUUCAAGGAGCUGGCAGAAACUGGGGCAGACGUGGUAAUAAACUGCUCUGGGAUGAGAUCAGGCGAGCUCCAGCCGGACCCUGAGCUCAAACCAGGCCGUGGCCAGAUAGUGAAGGUGGAUGCUCCGUGGCUGAAGCAUUGGGUUCUUACCCACAAUAUUGCAGCUGGAAUCUACAAUUCACCAUACAUCAUUCCAGGGAGUCGUCUGGUGACAGUUGGUGGGAUUUUCCAGUUAGGAAACUGGAGCGAACAGAACAACUCCACUGACCAUAAGAAAAUCUGGGAAGAAGCUUGCCAGCUCGAGCCUUCACUCAAGCAUGCCAGGAUCGUAGAGGACUGGGCCGGCCUCAGGCCUGUUCGCAGCAAAGUCCGACUGGAGAGGGAGACCAUACAGGCUGGUGCAACCACAGUCGAGGUGAUACACAACUACGGCCACGGAGGUUUCGGACUCACCAUUCACCGAGGCUGCUCCCAGGAGGUGGCGAGGCUCUUCGGUCAGAUCGUGGAACAAAAAGGCAAAGGUCCAAAAGCUCGCUUGUAAAUUUGUGUCCGUCAGUGUACUGAUAGGUGCACUUUGAAUUUCAACGUCAGUGCCUUGUAUCCCAUACUGCACGAGCUAUCUAUAACUAACAUUCAAAGCAAACAGAUAUUCAGCAUCAUAUACCUUUGGUAUAAUUACAUCUCUAUAAAACAAUGUAAUGUAUGUAA
This is a messenger RNA of Sebastes umbrosus (honeycomb rockfish), 1597 nucleotides long. RefSeq names its product D-amino-acid oxidase-like. NCBI's taxonomy places the organism in Eukaryota, Metazoa, Chordata, Actinopteri, Perciformes, Sebastidae. Gene Ontology annotation, molecular function: FAD binding; D-amino-acid oxidase activity. The record is from RefSeq and is a predicted model, not a curated record. The transcript is spliced from 12 exons. Bases 213 to 1430 code for a protein of 405 amino acids.